Molecule: messenger RNA, 1434 nt
Organism: Apis florea (little honeybee)
Lineage: Eukaryota; Metazoa; Arthropoda; Insecta; Hymenoptera; Apidae
Gene: borr
Product: borealin-related
Biological process (GO): mitotic sister chromatid segregation
Cellular component (GO): spindle midzone; chromosome passenger complex; chromosome, centromeric region
Source: RefSeq, a predicted model, not a curated record
UAAAAUUUUGUAAUGUCACGUAAUUUAAAUCAAAUUAAUUACAUUGAUUUAAAUAUAUUUUUGAACACUUAAAUUUAAUGCAGUAUAAUGACACUAGAUUGCUCUUUUUAUAAGGUUCACGUAUUCUUCCAUUAUUUUAUCUUUCUAUAUUUCUUUAUAAUCAUUGAUCGAAUUAUAAACUAUUAACGGCGGUAAACGAAAUCGAAAACAUUUCAAUAUUCUACGGCUAUUAAAAAUGCCGCGUACAAAACAUGUUCAGAAACCAAAACAACAAGAAGAAUUUUUAGAAGAAAGUGAUUUAUUAAUUAAAGAUUUUGAGCGACAAGCACAUUUACGAAUUUCGAAAAUGGAAGCAGAAUCAAAAAUGGCAGUAAAAAGUAUUGAAACUUUUGUUGACGUUACUUUAUCUCGACUUCCGGCUGAGAUACGGCAAAUGACACUUAGUGAAAUACUUAAUUACAAUAAUGAAAAUGAAAAAGAAAAUUGUAAUGAAAUUUCGUCAUCCGUUGAUGACCGUUCGCUACGAGUACCUCCGAUGACAGUAAAAGGAAAAAAAACUGGAAAAAGAAUUACUAGCGCAUCCGAUGAUGGAUAUGUAACCGAAGGAAUAACAACAACACGUACAUCAAGAGCUACUAAAGUUGAAUCUGCUAUUAAUAGAAGGACACGUAGUACUUCAAGGAAUAGUAAAAUGAAGCUUAGUGAAAUAAAUCAAGAAACUAUAAAAAAAACAACAAAAGAUAAACAUAUCAAAUCUAUGAAAGUUGAUAAAUUUAAAACCCCUGCUACUUUGAAACCAGGAAAUAAAGAAUUUGAUCUUGUAACUCCAAAAAUAAAACCUAAUACACCAUUAAAUGUAUUAAGACGUCCAAGACAAGGGGAAAUGGUUCUUAGUAUGCAAGGUAGUCCUUUAUUAGUUUCUGCAAUUAUUCAAGAAGAUAUUGCUAACAUUAAUGUACCCUUGCGUGAUGGGAAUGUUAUGUCCUUAUUACCUAAUGAUGGAUUACGUAUGUCACAUAUUCCUGCAUUAGAUUCAGAAACUUUGAAACAAUUAGAAACUUUAAAAAGUCAUAUUGAGAAGGUUAUUUCAACAAAAUAAUUAUAAUUAUAAUAAUAAAAUAAAAUUUUGUAGGAUGUAUUUCACAUUUUACUAUUAUAUGCGUUGUGCCAAUGAAAUCAAUUUAGGAUCAAAAAUUUCCUGAACAUUGCCAUAAUUUUAUUACAAGUAAUACAUAAUUGAAGUUAAUUGAAUUAUAUGUUCAUUUAAUAUAUAUUUUUACAAUAUUUUAUAUCUUAUGACAAUAACAUUUUUGUAGCAUAUUAAUAUAAGAUUAUGAAAUAAGAGAAUUAACAUUUUGAAACUUUUGUACAAUAUAAUUAAGAUCAAUAUAAUUGCAUGUAUAAUUUUUGACAUAAUAAAGAUUAUAAAAUGAA